CGUUUAGUUUGUAUGGCAAUGCCAGUCCGUCCACUACCUCGAUUAGUACAUUAACGGAGUCAUUAGUUAAACGGUUCAUAAGUUAAUUUAGUUUGAGUUUAAACCUGGUUUUUGUGUUGUGUUUGGAUUGUGGAAUAAUAAAAAAUCGAAAAUGAUUAAACUUUCAGUGUCUGAAGCCAUGAAGAUCGGGUUCAUCGGGGGCGGCCGCCUGGCCUUCGCUCUGGCCAACGGGUUCAUUUCUGCGGGGUUGGCGAAACCUGAAGAAAUUACAGCCAGCGUUCACCCUGCUGAUACCGCCAGUGCUGAAGCCUUUAAGGGCCUGGGUGCCACAGCUAUCUUCGACAACAAGCCAGUGGUGGAGCGUUCAGAAGUGGUGAUAGUGUCCGUCAAGCCAGAGGUCGUGGGGCCGGCGCUGCGCGAUGUCCGUGAUCUGCCCGCUUCCAAGGGGAAGCUGUUCAUUUCAGUGGCCAUGGGAGUGUCUACAGCUACUAUUGAGAAGAACCUACCAGCAGAAGCCCGCGUAAUCCGAGUCAUGCCGAACACUCCCGCCCUCGUCAAAGAAGGCGCUGCUGCGCUCAGCCGCGGGGCCAAGGCCACAGCUGAAGACGCGAAGCUAGCUGCUCAGCUGUUCAGGGCCGUGGGGAGCUGCGAUGAGGUCCCGGAAUACCAGAUGGAUGCCGUCACGGCGCUGAGUGGCAGCGGACCUGCUUAUGUCUACAUGUUAAUAGAAUCCCUAGCCGACGGUGGCGUGCGCUGCGGCCUCCCCCGUGACUUGGCGCUCCGCUUGGCCGCCCAAACCACCCUGGGCGGAGCCGCUAUGGUCCGCAAUGGCGGACAUCCUGCGCAGUUAAAAGAUAACGUAACCAGCCCUGCUGGGUCUACAGCUGAUGGGACUUAUCACUUGGAACAGAAUGGUUUCCGAUCAGCCGUCAUCGGCGCAGUGAAGGCAGCCGCUGAUAGAUGUAAAGUAGUCAACCAACAACUAAAUAAUUAGGAACUACUUUUAAAAAUGUGCCAAAUUUACCUUACGUUUGAGCCAAAUGUAAAAUAAAAUUUCUCGUUGGACUUGUUGAAUAAAAUAUUGUAAGAGCCAAAUGUAAAAUAUAAUUUCUCGUUGGGCUUUUUGAAUAAAAUAUUUUAAUAAAGCUAAUAGUUAAUUGUAUAGAGUCGCGUAGGAGUAAAACGAUCUGAUUUUGUGACGAAUAUACAGAAAUAUAUUUUAUUUUGUUAAA
Molecule: messenger RNA, 1232 nt
Organism: Cydia pomonella (codling moth)
Lineage: Eukaryota; Metazoa; Arthropoda; Insecta; Lepidoptera; Tortricidae
Gene: P5cr-2
Exons: 7
Coding region: 152-994 (280 amino acids)
Biological process (GO): L-proline biosynthetic process
Molecular function (GO): pyrroline-5-carboxylate reductase activity
Source: RefSeq, a predicted model, not a curated record